This is a messenger RNA of Xiphias gladius (swordfish), 1887 nucleotides long. RefSeq names its product transgelin 3b (gene tagln3b). The record is from RefSeq and is a predicted model, not a curated record. Gene Ontology annotation, molecular function: protein binding. Bases 374 to 973 code for a protein of 199 amino acids. The transcript has 5 exons. NCBI's taxonomy places the organism in Eukaryota, Metazoa, Chordata, Actinopteri, Istiophoriformes, Xiphiidae.
AAGCGUUUAAAAACAAUUAAAUUAAUUUGACAACAUCAUGCGCCCUUGCUUACUGAGGGUCACUUCAUGCUGCCUAAAACGAAACAUGCACUACAGUGACCACUGUCCGGGAGCGGUGUCGGGUCGCGUUUUGUGUUGAGAGUCUCUCGGGACCCCUCCUGGAGUAGCUGGCAUAUAAAACGAGCCACUCGCCCCUACCGGACAAAGUGAGAUGCAGCCUGGCCCGACGCGCCUGUGCCGCGCUUCAUGGAUGCUUCAGCAGUCCAGCAUCCCGAGCCCUGCCUAGCUCAACGGAAUUAAAACUGUGAUACGGGACGAAUCUAACCGCUUUCUACUCCAUAAGUUACUAUACUAGACUGUUGUUAGAGCUGCCAUGGCGAACAGAGGGCCCAGCUAUGGACUGAGCCGAGAGGUGCAGGAAAAGAUUGAGCAGAAGUACGACCCAGACCUGGAGCAGAGGUUGGUGGACUGGAUUGUCGCACAGUGUGGAGGAAACCUGGAGAGACCACAGCCGGGCAAACAGAACUUCCAGAAAUGGCUGAUGGAUGGAACUAUCCUCUGUAGACUCAUCAACAGCCUUUAUCCAAGGGGGAAGGAACCCAUCAAGAAAAUUCCUGAGACUCAAAUGGCCUUCAAACAAAUGGAAAAGAUCUCUCAGUUCUUGCAAGCAGCAGAAGCUUAUGGAGUGACAACUACUGACAUCUUUCAAACUGUGGACCUCUGGGAAGGAAAGGACAUGGCAGCAGUGCAAAGGACCCUAAUGGCUCUGGGGAGUGUGGCUGUCACCAAGGACGAUGGUCAUUACAAAGGUGACCGAGACUGGUUCCAUAGGAAAGCCCAGGCGUAUCGACGAGAUUUCACUGAAGAGCAGCUACGCCAAGGCCAGAGUCUGAUUGGCCUGCAGAUGGGCAGCAACCGUGGGGCUUCCCAAGCUGGUAUGACGGGCUACGGUAUGCACCGUCAGAUCAUGUAGACCACUUACCACCUAACCUGUUCCUCUGCUUCCAGACCUUAUUUUCUACUAAUACCACAAGUGUUGUAGCCCCAAAGCCGUCUUAUCCUUUGUAGCACCUGCCACGUUAACCUCAAUUUCCCUGGAUUUGCUGCUUUUCCCAGACAGAGUGUUCAAUCCACAUCCUAAAAAAUGUCAAAUGCUGUAGAUCUCCUUCUUCAAAAUAUCUUCUUCUUUCCUUAUGCCAUGUAGCUAUCAUCUCCCUAGCUUUGUUGACUCUGUAUCCUGACUUUCCAUGUCCAAAUAAUUACUUAAUGUGGAACUCAAAGCCAUUUAACAUCAAUUUAGUCUUAUAGAGAACUGAAGAUUGAAAUCAACUUACUAAACAAGCCAUCAGUGUUAUAUAUAUUUUAAAUCUGAAAUACUGUAAGCCACUGUUACAGCAUGUUGUAUGCUAUUUAUAUGUAUUUAUGUUUUUUUAUUUUAAAUUUAUCAUUUGACUUGUUUUAGGAUUUGAACUGUUAUUGUAUAAUUAUUUUUGCCUUAAACCUAAUGGAACUCAACAACUGACGAUGUCUUUGUAAUCUUGUCUGAAGACUUGUUGCAGUAUCCUCUGUAACCAAAUCAACCUCACGUUUUGCCUAGUUAUAGGACUACAGAGACUGGGUCCUGAUAUAUUGGCCUCAAAUUAUAAAUGAGUUUCAUUCGUUCUGAGCCAUGCCCUUGAUAUUUGUCAGAUUAUAUCUUUGUCCAUAAUGUGUCCAUUUUGUGUCCAAGCAAGUAAAUCAAUGUGCAGCCAACAUGUAUGACAGUGAAGUUUCCCUUUCUGGUGCCAGGUAAAGACAUUGCUUGAAUGUGCACUUUUAUGUAUUGCCAUGUUUAUAUUUUUAAAUAUAUUUAUAUCUGGAGGCUUGUAAGAAGAAUUAUUGAAAAAA